CUACAGGGAAACUGAGUCUCUGGAAGGGCCCAACAAAAAUGGAUCCAAACAAACUUUCAAUGGAAGAGGGCAAGGAAUUCUUAAAACUGUGUGGGAUCCCACAAAGAGAUAUCGAUUUGAUGACAGAGAAAUGGGAAGUUGUUGCCUCUGUGGAGGCUUUGAUUCGAUUCCCACUGCUGCCAGGGGAAGACCCCACAGCCCGUUGCAUUUCGAAGAAAAACAAUCAACCUGCAGUGUCCCAACGAGACCGGAUUCCACAAAAUAAUGAAGACCAAGAAAAGAGGAAGAACAAUAAUCAAUCACUGAAAGAUUUUGACAAGAAGCCACAUGUUACAAAGGUGAUGACAAGGCAUUGCAUAGAAACUCCUUCUGAAAGACCCACUGGAGAAAAGAUUCAGAAGAUAAACUGCUUUGGAGCAGUGAGAAAAAGGACUAAGCCCGAAGAGGAGAAAGAAACAACGGUAAAAAGCAAGAAAUGUUGCUCAUUUGCACACACAGCAAGGAGCAAGAUGUGUCUCCUAAAACACUGGCAUGAAGCCCUUCCUGUACAGCCUCUGGGUUCUAACAAUCAGAAAGAGAUGAUGAAACCAAUGGAGGUCAAGCAGUACCAGUCUCCAGAAAUAUUUAAAAUGACUGAGGACAAGGAUAAAGAAAGAAAAAUGCAAGAAGUGCUUCAAACGAAAACUCUGCCAAAGGUAUCUUCGAGAAGCUCCUCAAAGAAGAAAAUGAGCAGCGAGGAAGAAACUUGUUUCUUUUUGAGGAAACCUACCAGGCCAUCGAUAUCUUACAUGACCAAGAAAAAAAGAACAUCGGGUUCCUGUCUCCAAUGAUCGACCAAUAAUCAAGACUCCUGAUUAAGAACAACCACUCCCUCAUCUUUUUCCAAAAAAGGACAAGAACAGACCAGUUAUUGAUGAAUGCAAGCACAUAAUAUGGGAUUUUCAGACACUCUGGAUUCCAAUUUGAGGAAAUGCAAUAAUUCCAUCUCAGGCUCAGGUGUAACAUCCCAAAGUUUGUUUGUUUUCCCCAAAUGUGCUCCUCAGCCUAAUGAGAAGACACCUGUUUUAGUGCAUAACAUUAAAGUCCAGACAACUAUGAAACAUCCUGGUAUAGCUUCAAUUUCCUGUGUGCACUUUGUGAGACCAAACUGUGACUGGGAUUCUGUGGUCAGAAUAAAAGCUCCAGGAAAGGAACUUCUCCAAUUCACCAGUCAGGACAGCCGGGGUCAGCCAAAGAAACGUCGAAUCAGCUCUUGCCUGAAUCCCAGUAUGAGAAAUGUGAUACAUGAGUUGGGGUCUGUCCAGGAGUCCCAGACUGCUGUUAGUAAAUCUGAUGUCAUGUUCAACAGUAGACCAACAUGAGUUCAAAGAAACCUGUAUCGAAGCCCAGUCUCCCAAGCCACAUUCCGGAUGUCUCUUCUUAUCCAAGAUCUAUCAAAUACAUAACAGUCUCACAGUGCACACAGUCAGGCAGGCACAACACACCUUUAAGCUUAUGAAUGGACAAGAAUCAAUGAUUGGCUACAAUGACUGAGAUUCCUGAAAACACCAAGUCUUUUCUCAGAACUGGUUUUAUUUAGAGGACCCUGAGAUCUUUGACUGCAUUACCAUAAGAAGUACUUCCUGCUGUCAUCCUCCUCAGAAAAUAGCGUUGAGUAGAGUCACAUCAGCUUCAAUAUAGAAUGUUCUGUUGUGAACCGAGUUGACUCCAGGACUGCGAAGAAAGUGCAGACAGUGUUAAACCGAGCAUCUUGAGAUAACCUUUCUUGAGAGAGCUCAAGGAGUUACCUGAUCAGGAAACAGAUAUAAGGUGUCAAAAUGAAAGAAAGAGCAGACCUUGCCUCUAGAUACCAACACUCUGAAGUUUCUUUCUCUAUGAUAAUUACAUGUAAUUCUUCCCUCUAAAUCCUCCCCUCUCUUACCAAAAUCUUGGGGAUAAUAUA
Molecule: messenger RNA, 1942 nt
Organism: Mesocricetus auratus (golden hamster)
Lineage: Eukaryota; Metazoa; Chordata; Mammalia; Rodentia; Cricetidae
Product: protein FAM90A27P-like
Exons: 6
Coding region: 39-830 (263 amino acids)
Source: RefSeq, a predicted model, not a curated record